This is a messenger RNA of Paracoccidioides brasiliensis Pb18, 285 nucleotides long. RefSeq lists its product as uncharacterized. The transcript is spliced from 2 exons. The coding region runs from base 1 to 285 and encodes 94 amino acids. The record is from RefSeq and is a predicted model, not a curated record.
AUGAAUGUUGAUGUAGUCGACUCAGUCAGCGCAGUGACAAACUUCGAGACAAGUCUCGGCGGUAUCAAGGGGUCUCAUGAUUUCUCAACAGCCGAUGCCUGUGGUUUGAGGUCUGAUCGUGAUUCAUGGAAUAACAGUAAUUAUGAUGAUGGUGAUGAUGAUGAUGAUGAUGGUGAUGAUGAUGAUGAUGGUGAUGAUGAUGAUGGUGAUGGUGAUGAUGUUGAUGACAGAUCUAAGAUUAACGAUUCCACUCGGGAAAAGGAAGGCAAAGUUCAGAAAACGUGA